Messenger RNA from Aphis gossypii (cotton aphid), 1233 nucleotides. RefSeq names its product E3 SUMO-protein ligase KIAA1586-like. The transcript is spliced from 2 exons. Lineage: Eukaryota; Metazoa; Arthropoda; Insecta; Hemiptera; Aphididae. The record is from RefSeq and is a predicted model, not a curated record. The coding region runs from base 1 to 1233 and encodes 410 amino acids.
AUGAUUGACGAGUCAACUGACAAAUCCAGUACAAAACAUUUGGCUAUAGUAUCCCGGAUGGUUCAAAGUUCAAACUUUGAAGUUAAAGAUGAAUUUGUGAAAUUAAUUGAAGUUUCAGAUGCUAGUGCUAAAGGCGUAUAUGAUGCUAUAAUACAUUUUUUUAAUACACAUGAUAUCCCUUAUAAACAUAACUUGGCUGGUUUUGCAUCUGACGGGGCAAACGUCAUGUUUGGUAAUAAGCAUUCUGUUAAGACCUUAUUAGAACAAGAUGUUCCCCAUUUAUUCGUUAUUAAAUGUUUAUGCCAUUCGUUAGCGUUGUGUGCUUCAUACGCGUGUGAAAAACUGCCGAACGAUGUUGAAAAUCUUGUAAACGAAGUGUAUAACUAUAUGAAAUUUAGUUCCAAAAGGCAGAAACAAUUUCAAGAAUUUCAGGAGUUCUUAGAUAUGAAACCAUAUAAGUUAUUACAGCCAUCACAAACACGUUGGUUAGCACUUCAUGCUUGUGUUAAAAGAAUGGUUGACUUGUAUAAAUCAAUUAAAUUAUAUUUCCAAGCUGAACAUCUACUUGAUAAUAAGGCAACAACUAUCUAUCAAAAACUUUCUAAUCCAAUUAAUGAACUAUAUUUACAUUUUUUAAACUUCAUAUUACCAAUUUUAACAAAUCUGAACAUUGAAUUCCAAUCCCAAAAACCAAAAAUCCAUUAUAUCUAUUCCAAUAUGGAAAGAACAUAUAAAACUAUUUUAGAGAGUUACAUGAAAUAUGACUAUAUAAAAAAUACUGACACACCUCAUAUUCAAUAUAGAAAUCCUUCAAAUUUUUUACCACUUGAUAAAUUGUAUCUUGGAGCUCACUGUAUGGCUGAAUUAUCAAAAAAUCUUCUAUCAAAAACAGACAAGGACAUUUUUUUAACUAACUGUUUAAACUUUUUGGUUGAAUGUUGUCAUCAAUUUUAUAAACGUUUCCCUUUCAACUCAAAAUAUGUUCAAAGCUUGAAAAAUUUGGGUUUUCUUGAUCCAAAAAAUAUGAAUAUAAUAUCCAUUUCACAUGCGGCUUCAGAUUUUCACAUUAUAUUAGGUCUUGAUUUAAAUGAAUUAGACUCUGAAUGGAGAAUGCUUAGGCAUACAGAAAUUAAUAAAAGUGAUGAUGCUGUUGAGUUUUGGAGGGCAGUAAAAUUACUGAAGAAGGGUGCUUGGCUGGCCAGCUGCUACCUAAACUAUCCUAUGAAAAAUUAA